Molecule: messenger RNA, 225 nt
Organism: Mucor mucedo
Lineage: Eukaryota; Fungi; Mucoromycota; Mucoromycetes; Mucorales; Mucoraceae
Exons: 1
Coding region: 1-225 (74 amino acids)
Source: RefSeq, a predicted model, not a curated record
AUGGCUUUAUUUGCUAAUGCCAUUGAUUUAACACUUCAUAAAGACCGAAAAACCACCAAAUUAGCGUCAGUUAAUUUCGUCGCGUCCUCACGUGUGUCAGAGGCUUUGGCACAGUCAGGCCAUUUAGCACUUAGCGCUCCCUCACAAAUAAUGGGACAGUUUCAGUUUUUGAAGGUAACUAAUAAUAAUAAUAAUAAAAAAAUAAGGAACAUCUUGUCUUUCUAA